CCCCCCCUUGCCCCCCCUAGUUUUGAUCCUGGGUACACCCCUGAUGGGCACUUAUGGUGAUGGUUUCCCACCAGUUGAUGAAGAUACAAGUAUUCAUGAGGGUUUUCCCAAGCACAUUUUUUGGACCAGCUCUACUGGUAUUCCUGGGUAUCAGUGGUUUUAUCUGUUCUAAAUAUUGAUUGUUUUAUUGCUUUGAUUGUACAAUGAAAGGUGGUUUAUAAAUAUUUUAGGUAAAGAAAGUAAAAUGGACAAAUUCCCUUUAAUUGACUGGGAACUCAGCUACAUUGGCAAAGAAAAAGCGCUUUAUAUGCUGUUUGUAUGCAUUAUAACAGAGGGACCCAGGUGGCGCUGUGGGUUAAACCACUGAGCCUAGGGCUUGCUGAUCAGAAGGUCGACGGUUCGAAUCCCUGAGACGGGGUGAGCUCCCGUUGCUCGGUCCCAGCUCCUGCCAACCUAGCAGUUCGAAAGCACGUCAAAGUGCAAGUAGAUAAAUAGGUAAAUGGAAAGGUAAAUGGCGUUUCUGUGUGCUGCUUUGGUUUGCCAGAAGCGGCUUUGUUAUGCUGGCCACAUGACCUGGAAGCUGUACGCUGGCUCUCUCGGCCAAUGAUGUGAGAUGAGCGCCGCAACCCCAGAGUCGGUCAUGACUGGACCUAAUGGUCAGGGGUCCCUUUACCUUUAUGCAUUAUAACACGGUGACACCAGAUGGCGCUGUGGAGUUCUGUUUUUGCCAACCCGAUUUCUCAUACAAAGUAUACACCGUGUUUAACUGAAACACUUCUUUUAUGUGUCUAGAUCCAGCCUGGGUUCCUUUUGGAGGGAGGGCAGGGUAGAAAUUUUGCAAGUGAAUACUGGUAUGGAACAAAAUCCCCCAAAGUUGUGGAUAAGUGGCCUUGUGGUAAAGAUGUCUGCUAUUUGUAACCCUGUCUAGUCUGUUGAAAGGCGUCUCCCAAUUAAGGGCACGUUGCAUAAACUUAACACACAUGACAGAUAAUUGGCCAGAGUUGCUACCUGCUGUUUUGAAGUUGCAAACCACGGAAUGUUGCAAACACUUAAGCCUUUGAAGUAAUUGUGUUUGUCACAGAGAAUGAGACUCAGCAUGGAGCAAUAUGCUGGACUAGAAUGCAGUACCCAAUGCAGAACCCAUUAAAUUGUUCUGGGCUGGCCCACCUAUGAGUCAAGAUGAGGCAACUGCCUCAGGCAGCAAGAUCCACAGGGGCAGCAGAUCCCGAUGUACCUGUAGAUCUCACCGCUUCUUCCCUGGCAGGAUGUGUAGGUGUGUGUCAUUUUGUGGUUCUCCUUAGGUGCCAAAAUGUCUCAGGCAGGCCCUGGUCCUGAAUAUUCUACUGAUGCUGAGGGAGAGACAAGGAAUUACUCUUAUUAAUGUUGCCUGAUAUGAAAUGCAGCCUCAAAAGGCUCCCAACUUCCUCCUGGCUUUAGGGGGAGAACAGGUUGUGCUCUAAAUGCAAUCUUCUUUUUACCAGCUGCAAAGAAAAGCAUUCUCAAACAAACUUUUAAACAAUUAUGUAAAUAUCUGAUCUGAGAUUGAUUUUAGACAGAUGGGAAAUAUCUUCUGGUGUCUGCAUUUUCAGACAACAGAAGGUUCAGAAUUAGCCUUGUACAAGCCCCUAAACUCCAGUUCAGUUCAUUUCAAAAUGUUUCAGAUGUGGCCUUUAGCUUCUGAGUACAAUUUUUUUUUGAGGAAAUUACAUUUUCUUGUGCAAGGUCACUCUGAAUGCAAGCAGGAACGGGUUGUUGCAAUGUGUCAACACAUUAUGAAACCUCUAGGUUUAAAUAAAAUUAGCAUGAGCCAUUAGCGUAUAGCUUUUGCAAUUAGUAAUGAAGUCAAUGAGUAACAAUCAAACCUUAUAGGAUGUUUUGUAGCAGGAGGGAGGAGUAUAGCUAAACUAACUAGAAAGUCUUGUUCCUGAGAAUACUGUACAGAGAGGUGUUGUCUUCCAUGAAUUUUGUUACCCUUCUUUGUUACUAUUUCAGCAAAGUGUUAAUUUUGGUCUGGUUAGCUGAGAACACACUGCUUGAAACCAAGAAUAUUUUGCUGGAGGUUCAUCUCUGAAAUAGCAAGACCAACCGAAUAGCACUUACUUAGAGUUACCAAAGAGACAGUUAUACAUAGUAACACCACAGACACAACAAUGAGUAACUCAAAUUCUGCUGAUUUAAUUCAUACAGGGGGAAAACAAGGUGGGAAACCAAAACGAGGCAAGAAAUUAAAACCGCAAGAAGAAAGUGAGGGUGAAAGUUCCUCUGGGGAGCUUAGAACAGAGAGUCCAUCAGAAGAUUCACCCAGAGAAAUCCUUCCAUAUGGUGAAUCAGAAGUUGUGUGCAGAGAUGGGGAACCUGCAACUGCGUAUGAAAAUGUUCCCUGCCAUCCACCUCACCACCCAAGAUGGUGGCUACCAGGCAUACGAAAAGAUGAUGAAUUCUUCCAUUUUGUCAUUCUUUGUUUUGCCAUUGGAACCUUGUUGGUUUGCUAUUACAGAUAUAAAGACUGGACCGUUUCCCUUGGUAUUGGUUUGAUGACCUUCGCAGCCUUAGAAACAACUGGAAUAUAUUUUGGUCUAGUGCACCGCAUUAGAAGUAUCCUGGAAAGUUUUAUCCCCCUGCUUCAGAGCAUCAGAAUGCCUGGUUUGAAAAAGAUUAACUAAAUCGGAGGUGUCAACAGAGCUGGGUGGAUCCUGUUAAUAUUGACAAGGUGUUUACAGGGCUAUUAUGGCCAAUGUAAAAUAACAUGUUAACCAUACAAAUGUGAAAUUUCCUCAGUUGGAGAGAAGAAUCAUGCUUACAGUGACUCCUUUGCUUCCUUGGUGUAUGUUGUGCCACGUGAGAUAUGUAAAAGCUGCCAGUCUUUUCGUAGUCAGUGGGUCUGUGGCUGUAUGCUGCAACCCCUUUGUGAAUGAAUACCAGCUAUUUCCACUCUGUCUUGUAUUUUACCAUGCACCAGCUCUCACCAACGCUGAACAUUGCUGCUCUUAUCUAUGGCUAAAAUCUCCUUCCCUAUACAGUGGUGCCUCGCUAGACGAAUUUAAUUCGUUCCACGGGUCUUUUCUUAUAACGAAAAAAUCAUCUAGCAAAUCCCAUAGGAAUGCAUUGAAUUUUUUUUUAAUUUUUUUUUGCCCAUAGGAACGCAUUAAUUGAAUUUCAGUGCGUUCCUAUGGGAAACCGCAAUUCGCUAGACGAAUUUUUCGUAAAACGAAUUCAUCUAGCGUGGCAACCUCCACUAGAAAAAACCUUUUGUUGAGCAGAAAUUUUGUUAAGCAGGGCAUUCGUUAAGCGAGGCACCACUGUACUUGGUCAGGACAAAGGGCUGUGUAUAGCCCAUGGCUACGUCAUGGAAAGUGCUUUACAUAUUCCGUGAGCCGGCUCAUAUGAUGAGUAGUAUGUGAAAUAGCUUCAAGACACGUUUCUCAUUGUGUGGGGAAAGCUAGUUCACAUGGUAAUCACUGUGCAUGACCACAGCUGGCCUGUGGAACAACUUGGAAGUGGCCUCCAUGUGGCAGCCAUGAGCCAUUGCAGUGGGACAGCUUCUGUUCAUUGUGGUGGAACUUCUAGGGAAGUCCUUGGCUGGUUCUUGCUCUUCAUUGUCCUAUCAUCCUGUCAUCCAUUUGCUUAUGCAGCAACACUGCAAGGCUUGCCAAUGUCACAGGAAUGAUGCCCCAUUUCUCGUUAACACAUGGGAUAUGCUUUAGAAAAAAGUUAUGCUACAUAAUGCAAGCAAUGGGCAAUCCUAAUGCCCAUAUCGUGAGCAUUAUUUCAAAGGUGAAAUUUUGUGUGCAAUGUUCCCCCAUCUCUUCAAAGAGUAGCUUCCGUUCUGUUGCUCUUGCAUUUAUCUGGAUCAAAGUGAAUGGGGCAUCAAGCACAAUGCUAUGUAUUACAUUUAGGUGAGAAAUUUUACUGUACCUUUACCAGGCUACUGUUUGUUUUGGUAAGGCAAUGAAAAGGCUGGGCUGUGUAAAUGUACAGUAGGGAACAAAGUCUUUAUUGUUUGAUGAAAGCAGUAAGAACUCUGAUGUGAACAUACCUGAUUUGCUUUAGUUCAUUAAUGUUUAAGACCUUUGGGCAGGUCUUAUUUUCUCUCAGCCAUUUGACCAAGAAUUCAGCUUCAAUACCUCUUCCAAUCUUCAAUCUUGACAACCUCAAAUUUUAAAAACUGGCGUUUGGGGGAAGGGAGGAACUGUGGCAAGGAAUUUUCUGAAAAGGGAGUACAAGCUCAAAUGGCAAAGUAAACUUGGAAGAUCUAGUAAUACCCUGUUUCUCAUAUUUUAAGACAUACCCAUAAAAUAAGCCAUAGCAGGAUUUUUAAGCAUUCAAGGAAUAUAAGCCAUACCCCGAAAAUAAGACAUAGUGAUAGGCGCAGCAGCAAUGCCGGCCACAGCAGGAGGAGGAGGAAAAAAAUAAGACAUCCCUUGAAAAUAAGCCAUAGUGUUUUUUUUUUUUUAGGAAAAAAUAAAUAUAAGACGUGUCUUAUAAUAUGAGAAACACGGUAUUGGUACUUCGUUUGUAAAAAACAACAACACAAAAUGUAGCUGAAACUCAUAAGCCCAUUGCUUUGAAAUAUUCCUACUAAAUCUGGGGAAAUAUUUUGAAAUAAAUGCGCUGUAUCAAACACAUAGGGGAAGAGCAAGUAUUUUUAAAAUUAGGAGUGGGAGGAAGUUCCUAAUCUUCUUAACUGAAUGUAAUCCAGCUAUUUAACCAAUAAUAAUUUAUAUUUAACUAAAAAUAUCUGUCAAAAGAACAAUGGCUUAAAUGAUUGGAAUUUAUUUCACCUUUGCUUCAUUUCAUGCUGGCCUGAAUGAUGUCUGAAUUGUGUCCUUUAAAAAAUGCAGUGUUGCUGUGUCGUUACAUUGAUAUACAUAUGAAAGGCUAGUGUUGGUGUUGACAAGUAACAGAUUUUCCAUUUUGUUAUUUGUGCAUGGUCCUACCUCUGCAAGUAUCAUGACUUCAUUUAGAAUCACAAAAGUCCAGUUGAGAAGUAAGGAUUGCUAUAGAUGCAGAAGGUCAGCAUCUCCAAAUGCACUUGAUGGCUACACACAUCUAUUCAGAUCAGGCACCACACUUUCAUGUGAGGCCCUGAAAUGUCAUUUGUAGAAGAGGGCAGAAUUAUAUUUCAAAGUGAAAUAGUUGCAUACCUCCUUUGGCUUCCAAAGGCAAGCCAAAUCUCGCUACCAAACAGACCCAUGCCUGGGAAAGGGAUAUAGCUUAGAGGCAGAGCAGUUGCUUUUAUGCAGAAGACCUCAUUAUCAUCCCUGGCAUCACCAGGCAAGGCUGAGAAUGUUCUGCCUGGAGUCCUGGGAAGCUGGUGCCAGUCAGUUUAGCCAAACUCAAGCUAAACGGACCAAUGAUCUGAUUGCCUAAUAAGGGAGUUUCCCAUGCCAGGCUUGCUGAAUGACAUUCCGGUUCAGGAACACCACUUUGGUGAACUCUACAGGAGCUCUACCUUGAAGGUUGCCAUGUCCUAGUUUUUUUUUACUUAAAGUUCUACACUGAUGUGACCUAACACACCACAUUAUUUAUGAAUUAUAAUGAGAUCUUGCUAUGUAAUUCUUGAUAGGGUAUAUAGAGAGGAAGCGAUCAAAAGGAUUGUUUGAAUGGCUUGUGUAGCAUAGGGUUUCUCCACUGGGAGACAAUAGGAGCCAUGUACACAUGCACAGGCACAAACAUGCUGCAGCUAAGUAGGUCUGCCCCUAGAUGGGAGACCAUCUGUGAGCAAUCUGCAAGCUUCUCUGAACUCUGCAGAUGAAGAACAGGAUACAAAUAAUGAAUAAAUAAUAAGAAGCUGCUGUUUCCUCCUCCAGUCCCUUAACCUCUGUUUGAUUUCCCCAUACACUCGAGAUGGCAUGCGCCACCUUGCUCCGAGCGCAGAUGGUUGAGCAGGCUAAUAAUAGAUCAUAAACCUCAGAGAAGCCCAAGGACAUGCUGUCUGUGGGUACUUGUUUGUUUUAAAUCAGUGAUGGGUGAGCCAGGGACUCAGUCCAGCUAUUCCAGCUCAGUCAGCACUGAUCUCAGGCAGACAGGACCAAGGGACAGAAAAUCAGGCUCUUGGCCUUCCUAAACCGAUGGGCUAUGUCGUUUUCUUCUCUCAGCACAUGCACAAGAAGUGUGUUUGGUCAGUAUUUAAGACAGGGAUGAGUAACCAACUCCCAUCAGUCUCCAGCCAGUUUGCAGGGACAGAGGCCAACAGCAGGUAGGAAACGGACACCAGAAAAUAUGAGCAGAAUCAGCUGGCGAUAGAGGAAGAGGAGGAUGGAAGAAAUAACAGCCCCACUACUCUUGGUGCAUGGAAUACAGUGCAUGGAAAUGUUUCACCUGAACAUAGGAAGCAGGUAGUUGAAGUGAAACGUUGGCUUCUGUAUAUCGUAUUUCACUACUGUGGCAAAUGGGAAGUAUUUCUAGACAAGCUGGCAGUUGUGUGAGAGAAAAACGUUUCUCAGGGCUAGUAGUACAAUGGAAACAGAAGAAGGGACUGAGAUGUCACAGCACUACAUUCAAAGCCCUAUGGUCAGCCAUAAAAUUCACAAUCCCACAAGUGUUUGGAGAAGAGAGAACCAUUAUAAAUCAUUUUGGUACAUUAAAUUACAGCAACUUACUUGGAUCUUUCUGUUUUAGGUUAUGUGCUAUUGCCUUAUCAUGUAGGUU
Zootoca vivipara (common lizard) is the source of this 6651-nucleotide messenger RNA. RefSeq names its product transmembrane protein 40 (gene TMEM40). Lineage: Eukaryota; Metazoa; Chordata; Lepidosauria; Squamata; Lacertidae. The record is from RefSeq and is a predicted model, not a curated record.